Messenger RNA from Cucurbita pepo subsp. pepo (vegetable marrow), 1239 nucleotides. The record is from RefSeq and is a predicted model, not a curated record. NCBI's taxonomy places the organism in Eukaryota, Viridiplantae, Streptophyta, Magnoliopsida, Cucurbitales, Cucurbitaceae.
UUUAAUUCCCUUUAUAACCUCUCUUCUCACCGUUCCCGCUUUCUCUCCCCACUUCGGCUCCGUUCCGUUUUCCUCACUUCCUUUCUCUCUGUUUCUCUCUCUCUCUCUCUCUCUCUCUCUCUCUCUCUCUCUGCCACCGCUCUUCUUUGAAAUUCCGAUUCAUUUCUUCCUUGUCUCGCCGUGAAAGGUGAGGAAGGCAGUUCUUACGGUAUUCGGAGAGGACAAUUCGUUGUGGAAUCGUUUUGGAAAAAGGUUUUGUUAGUUCCGGCAGUGAGAGUAUCUUGAAUUUGGAUCGGUGUUUGAUUUUUAAUGGCGUCGUCUAUGAUUCUAAAUCCUGUGGCGAGUUCUGAGCGAUCGCGUGAUUCGUCCAGAAAGAAGAAGAAGAAGAAAGCGGCGAGGGAAAAUGAUCGUCAAGGUCAGGAUCACAUCCAGUGGAAAUCACAAGCUCAGCAUCAAGUUUACUCUUCGAAGCUGUUGCGCGCCUUGAGUCAGGUCAGGAUCAGUUCUUCCGAGUCGGCACCAAACGAGACUCCGCGCCGCGGCCGAGCUGUGCGGGAGGCGUCUGAUACAGUUCUUGCCAUGACGGCGAAAGGAAGAAGUAGGUGGAGCAGAGCAAUCUUGACGAACCGUCUCAAGCUCAAGUUUCGAAAGCACAACCGGCAGAAGGCUCAUGCGACUGGAAACAGCCGAACGAAGAAGCCGCGAGUUAGCGUUUUCCGGUUGAGAGGAAAGGGAUUACCAACUUUACAGAGUAAAGCUCGGCUUCUCGGCCGGCUGGUCCCCGGCUGCAGAAAGCAACCGCUGCCGGUGAUUCUGGAUGAAGUAACCGAUUACAUACCCGCUCUGGAAAUGCAGAUCCGAGUCAUGAGCGCCAUAGUCAACUUGGUUUCAAGCUCUUCUUCUUCUUCUUCUUCUUCUUCUUCUGGUAUGGAUUCUUCCAUCUCCCCACCUUCUACCUGAUAAACACACUCUUUUGCACAUCAUGCCCGCGCACUUCUCUCAGCUUUCUUGCCAGAUUUCUCUCUCUACUCCCUCUCCUCCGCAAGUAAUUUCAUGUCAUACAUACAUAUAUAUAUAUAUCGAUUUCUUGCUAUAAUUUUACGAUUCUAGUUUGUGAAUCUUCAUAAAAGUAAAUUCAGAUCAUGUUCAUGUCGAUCUGUUAUGUUUAGAUUCCUUAUGAAGAAGUUCCAUUGAUCAAAUCACGAGUUUAUUCUCGUAAGCUCUUUUUCGUUUGCAAAA